Toxoplasma gondii ME49 is the source of this 6773-nucleotide messenger RNA. Its product is annotated as protein kinase, putative. The transcript has a single exon. NCBI's taxonomy places the organism in Eukaryota, Apicomplexa, Conoidasida, Eucoccidiorida, Sarcocystidae. Gene Ontology annotation, molecular function: ATP binding; calmodulin binding; calcium-dependent protein serine/threonine kinase activity. The coding region runs from base 1 to 5346 and encodes 1781 amino acids. The record is from RefSeq and is a predicted model, not a curated record. Gene Ontology annotation, biological process: intracellular signal transduction; peptidyl-serine phosphorylation; protein autophosphorylation. Gene Ontology annotation, cellular component: nucleus; cytoplasm.
AUGACGGGCGGCGCGGCUGCGCCCCGCUCCUCUUCGGGGGCCUCUCGCACACCUCUCUCUCUGCGUUUCUCUCUGACGCUUCUCUGCUCUCUCGUAGCCCUCCUCACUCUCUCUGUCUCUCUCUCCACUCCCGCUUCUCACACCUAUGUCUUCGCCGUCGUCGCCGCCGACACCGGCGUAUCCUCUGUCCCUGGACACGAGCGUGGAGCUUCCAAGGCCGGGCCAGACGCGACCGUGAAAUCUAAGAGGCGUCGUGAGAGAUCCAAGAAAAGCGAUGGAAACGUCUCCGCGAAAGGCGGUCCAGAAGAGUCAGAGAUGCAGGACCAAUCGACCACCGACGUCGACUUCGAGACAACGCCUCCCGUGGCACGUGAUGCAAAGACUCAAAGCAAACGUGAUGCAACGACAAGAGGGAAGAAGGGCAAGAGGAGCAGAAGGAAGCGUGGUGAGAAGUCCAAGAAAGGCAAUCGGGAGGCGGGUGCGAAAGGCGAUUCAGAGGCGUCACUGACGGAAGGCGAAUCGAAGGCCGACAUCGGAGGGGAGACGACAGCCCAGGUGGAACGCGAUGCGACAACAAAAGGGAAGAAGAGUAAGAGGAGAAGGAGCAGGAGCAGAAGGAAGCGUGGUGAGAAGUCCAAGAAAGGCAAUCGGGAGGCAGGAGCGAAAGGCGAUUCAGAGGCGUCACUGACGGAAGGCGAAUCGAAGGCCGACAUCGGAGGGGAGACGACAGCCCAGGUGGAACGCGAUGCAACAAGAAAAGGGAAGAAGAGUAAGAGGAGCAGGAGCAGGAGCAGGAGGAAGCGUGGUGAGAAGUCCAAGAAAGGCAAUCGGGAGGCGGAAGCGAAAGGCGAUUCUGAGGCGUCACUGACGGAAGGCGAAUCGAAGGCCGACAUCGGAGGGGAGACGACAGCCCAGGUGGAACGCGAGGCAACAAGAAAAGGGAAGAAGAGUAAGAGGAGAAGGAGCAGGAGCAGAAGGAAGCGUGGUGAGAAGUCCAAGAAAGGCAAUCGGGAGGCGGAAGCGAAAGGCGAUUCUGAGGCGUCACUGACGGAAGGCGAAUCGAAGGCCGACAUCGGAGGGGAGACGACAGCCCAGGUGGAACGCGAUGCAACAAGAAAAGGGAAGAAGAGUAAGAGGAGAAGGAGCAGGAGCAGAAGGAAGCGUGGUGAGAAGUCCAAGAAAGGCAAUCGGGAGGCGGAAGCGAAAGGCGAUUCUGAGGCGUCACUGACGGAAGGCGAAUCGAAGGCCGACAUCGGAGGGGAGACGACAGCCCAGGUGGAACGCGAUGCAACAAGAAAAGGGAAGAAGAGUAAGAGGAGAAGGAGCAGGAGCAGAAGGAAGCGUGGUGAGAAGUCCAAGAAAGGCAAUCGGGAGGCAGGAGCGAAAGGCGAUUCAGAGGCGUCACUGACGGAAGGCGAAUCGAAGGCCGACAUCGGAGGGGAGACGACAGCCCAGGUGGAACGCGAUCCAACAAGAAAAGGGAAGAAGAGUAAGAGGAGCAGGAGCAGGAGCAGGAGGAAGCGUGGUGAGAAGUCCAAGAAAGGCAAUCGGGAGGCGGAAGCGAAAGGCGAUUCAGAGGCGUCACUGACGGAAGGCGAAUCGAAGGCCGACAUCGGAGGGGAGACGACAGCCCAGGUGGAACGCGAUGCAACAACAAAAGGGAAGAAGAGUAAGAGGAGCAGGAGCAAGGGGAAGCGUGGUGAGAAGUCUAAGGAAGCCGAUCUUCAGGAGGGUGCGAAAGGCGAUUCAGAGGCGUCACUGACGGAAGGCGAAUCGAAGGCCGACAUCGGAGGGGAGACGACAGCCCAGGUGGAACGCGAUGCAACAACAAAAGGGAAGAAGAGUAAGAGGAGCAGGAGCAAGGGGAAGCGUGGUGAGAAGACCAUGAAACGCGAUACGCAGUUGGCUGGGAAAGGCGAGCCGCAGACGGCCGCGAUUGUCGAUGCGUUGCUCCAGAUGGAGAGCGGGUCGUUGACCGAAAGGGAAGCCGUGGCAAAAGAUCCGAAAGAAGGUAAUGCAGAUGCGAUUGUCGGGACCGACUCGAUCGAAGCAAGAGUCGCUGUCAGCGCGGAGAGAACGGAAGAAGGCGGCAAGCCAGCUGAGGCGGUUUCUGCCGCCGAUGCUUCCAAAUCGGCCGAACAGGGCCGGCAGAAGUCCACGAAGAGGGGGAAGAAGCGCCACCGCAGAAACCGCAAGAGGAGCAAGUCGAAGAAGUCUCACACAGGCUCCAGCGCGCCGACCACCGCUGGUGUUUCCGCACCGACAGGCUCGCUCCCCCUGUCUUCCGAGACUCCGACCUCUGCAGAAAAGGAGGCGACAGAGUUUCUGCUCAGCAGCGGUUUCCCCGCCAUCUCAGCGGUUCUCGCGAGUCGCGGGUCGAAGCUUGACGCCGCGAAAAAGUCGAAGGGGGCCCCCGGGUCGACCUCGGUGGUCGAUUCGGAGUCAGUCGUUUCAGGACGCGAGCGACAGACGCACGAUGAGUUUCUGCCUCCCGUCGACGUCGCUUCCGUACUCAGGAGGGCGAACACAGGGGACGAGUCUCUCUUCGACCCAGACGAGGCGGAUAACACCAGCGCUGCGACCAAGGCUUUUGAGGUGACAGAUGACGAACCCAAGGCUGAAAAGCCGAGUGAGACUGAAACGCAGUUACAGGAGUUGAUGGCGACUGUUCCUCAGCUUGACGAGCUGUUGCAGAAGUUACCUAAGCUUGAAGAGCUCGCGACGAGGGUUCCUCAGCUUGAAAGGCUGUCCGAGAGUGAGGCUCAGCGUGAAGCGUCAAACGAGCAUGGUCGUCAUUCUGCCGAGCUGAGAGCGACUGGUCCUUCGCUGGAUGAGCCAAUGCGUGGGCCUCGGUUUGGCGCGCUGCAAGCGACCGAGUCGAAGCCAGUCCCGACGUCUCUCGCGAACGUUCUAAUCUCGUCUCUUGUCUUCCCUCCUCGCUUGUCGUUGCUCUUCGCCCAGCCUGCCAGCGGGGCGACGCAGAAGAAGGCGACCGUUGGAGAACAAACUUCUCCGGCAGACUCCCCGCAGACGAAAGGAGCGCUGCCGCCGACUGCAGAGUUGCCGAAGGAGCGGGCAGCGGCUAACUCGAAUGUCGAGACAACAGCUAAGUCUCAGGGCGACAGCGAAGCGGAGAAGCUGUUGAAAGAGUUGAGGGAGCUCGAGAAGGGGAUGCAGUCGCAGACGGUCGGAGACAUCAGUUCGACGCGGGGUGAGACAGAGUCUGACAAUUCGCGGACUCGGCCCGAGAGCGAUAUCAAGUACCGGGGUAUGUCGGGCUCGUUUUCCGGUUCCGGCCCGGCAUCUUCGCGGCAUAUGAAGCACCGCGUGAGUAUUCGUGGUUCGUUUGGUGAAGCGGAUGUUGUCCUUCUGCACCAAAAGCCACAACGCGGCGACGAGACCGCCGAGCGCACCAGCAGCUUCUCGGCAACCGCCGACAACAGCGUCUCUGGGCCUCGGCGCCGCGGCUUCGGCCCUGUCCCGCGCUCCAUCUUCGGUUCCGCGUUCAGCGACUUGGAAGCGGAACUCCAAGGCGACGUCGCCGAGUUCGGUGACGCGGCCGGCAUCGAGGAGAGCUUCGGCUUCUUCGGCGAGAGGCGUGGCGGGGGUGACCGCAGCCGCCGCAGCCGCGAGCGGAGGAGCGAGGACCGGUCGCGACGCAGACGCAAGGGCAGCAAGGGCCAUCGCGAGGCCGGUUCGUCUGCAGCAACCCCAGGCUCGAGACACCUGCGGCAGGUGGACCGCCGAUCCGGAUUGGCGCGCGCCGAAGACGUCGACCCCGAAGAGAGCAGUGAGGAAAGUCGCGGAAGCCGUGAAGAGCACUCCAUGAAAAAGCUGCCAGCCCGCGAGCGCAGCUCCCGAUCGGCCGGUCCGAGCCUUUCGCGCAGACGUUCGCGCCUCGAUCACGAACUGGAGCAGCGACGUGCCAAGGAAGCGAUGGAGGCGGCAGAGACGUUCGACGAGCGCGGUGGGUACGGCAGCGGAGGUCACAACUGGCUGACGCCUGGGCCGCCCCUCGUUGUGUCUGGUGAGAGCUGGCCGAGACGCGGGCUGCUGUAUCCGGAGCCGGCGUUGCUGUUGGAGGACUCUCGCGCGGUGCAGAUGAUGGAGAACGCGGCGAAGGAACUUGCGCAUUCGCGGCAGACGCCAGUUCUCCCGGGCGACCGCGGCAGAGUCGCCGCCGCGGGUGGCGCGUUCGAGAGGCUCUUUCCACGUGGUGCCCUGUUCACACUGCAGCCGACGCACGGUCAGCCGUUCGAGCCGAAGACCUUGAAGCGCGGCCGCUUCCUCAAGGCCGGCGGAGGCACCCUUCUCUUCGAAGUCUGGGAGGGUCGAACGCGCUGGGCCCUGCGCCUGCACCUGACGGAGCUGAGUGAGCGGGAGCGGACUGGGCUCGUGUCACGUUUCCCCGUCGACCGAGUUUCGGGUGCCGGCGUGAGUGCAUGGCAGCGGACGGCGGAUGGCGUCUGCGCAGAGGCUGAGGAGCUCGAGCUGCAUGCAGUGCGGAUUCUCAUGCAGCAGAACGAGCAACCGCGGGACCUGUUCUGCCGCGAGAGAAUCGCGCUGCCCGUAGCCGUGGGCGAAGUCUCCUCGCUGCCCAAGGUGACGCAGCUCCGCGACGGCGAGCACGUGACCAACAUCGGAGGCCUGUACCCGCUCGCGGCAUGCGACAUGCGGGAGCUGGCGGAGCAGUACGUGAUGCCCGAGGAAGUGAAGCUCGAGGCCGUGCGGCAGAUGGUUGCGGCGGUCGGCCGUCUGCACUCGCGUGGAGUCGUCCACCUGGACCUGAAGCUCGAGCACUUUCUGCUCGACAACCAUGGCAAAGUGUACCUUGGAGACUUGUCGACGAGCGAGAAGAUCACGGGCGUCAACGUCGAGCCGACCAGCUGCGAGUUCGGCUCCCUCGAGAGUCUGAGCCCCGAGCACCUCGCCUGCUGGGCGCGACAGCAAAGGAAGUUCACGCCCUCAAUGGCCACCGACUCGUGGUCUCUCGGUGUCGCCAUCGUCCAGCUAUGGUGCGGCGAAGCGCCCUUCCGCGUCCCCGACGCGCUCUGGAGCAAUGGCCCGGUCGCCGUCGCGCAGUACCUCGACCAACUCCUCAGACGGACAGAUGGGGAGAUCGACUUCUCCGGCUGUCCAGGAGGCGACAUCACGAACCCUGAACUGAAGCGCAUUGUGACUGGCCUCCUCACUUACGACCGCGUCAAGCGCUGGCUGCCGCUUGACGUCCUCUUCACCUCUCCUCUGAUGAUCGACCCCGCUGUGGCCAGAAACGCAUCGAGCCCUUCCGUUUCUCCCUUGACCUCCGGGAAACGCUCGAGCAAAAACAGAAAAAGAAAUAACUGAUGUAAACCGAGAGACAGAUGCUGGUGACGGGCGGAAACAGCUGGCGGAAAGUGCGAUAUUUAGGUGCCCGCGGCUGCUUCCCCAGGGCACAGUGCAGAGGUGGAAAAGCAAAUGUCUCGGCAGAAACUGGAGGUGGAUCUGUUCUGAACGUAGAAAAGAAUGCAGGUUCUCUUCUCCGUGCCGCGCUCUCGGAGAAGCAACGGUCCUGUUCGUCUCUACGAGGAGGCACUCCAGGCGGAACAUAGAGACGUACAUACAGCGCGGAUGUGUAGGUGUUUGUGUAUUGUCAGUUGAUUUGUGUGAUGAUGCGCUUUCGUAAAGGAAACUUGCCCGCCGCGCUCGCACUGGCAAGCAGCUUUCCUGGUUUACUUGAGGAGACAGGAUUCCUGACGUGUCGUCCCGUCCCGAAGCAACUCCAGCCCAGCUCAGAAUUGUGGCAGAAGUGGGGGCGCAAUUUUUUGUCAGUCGUUGUCCGGGUACGUCGGGAGUCCAAGACCGCUCUCGGAUCCCGGAAACAGUUUUUGCACUCGCUUGUUCGCCCUCUGCGGCCGGUUCUAUCCCUGUUUUUCCUUUUCAUCUUCGUGGUGGCACGGCCUGUUCCGGUUUCCCCCGGUCUGGGUGUACUGCAAAGACCUGUCUCAUGUUAGUCUAUUCGCAUAGCCGUCCUUUUGGCGUGUGUUAUUGAAGUUUCAAAACGGGUUAUACAAAGCUUUGAAAAUGCUUUCAUGUGUGCAUGUCCCAAAGCAAACACAGUUGACGAAGUUCGUUUCGUCUUUAACCGUAUCCAAGGCACUGCCAAUGCUCGGUAGGGCACACCGAAGAACUGAUUUCUCUACAACUGCGGCUUUUUCCUCUGUUAUCCCCUUCUUUGACUGAGUUCCCUUCUCCGCGUCGCUUUGUGCUUCGGAGUGGUUUAAGGCCCGUACGGUUCACGGAGGAUAGCAAGGCAGAGACAUCUCAAGGUACCUGAAGCUACGCGAUCUAUGGAGAUUUUCACGGGACAUCAAACCGAGGAGUUGCUGCAGCUCACCCGGAAACGCGACCAGCAGUCAAAAACACAAGGCACCCCAACUCGGAAGCAACGAACAGUCCGUGACUGUGUUAGGAACGUUUCUCACGAACAGGACUAUCUCUCUGACAAAAGCAUGAGUCGACCCGGCCAUUUGGUUGCGGUUCUCGGUGGCCGGCAGAAGCAUGUCUGUUCUGUGUUAUGGCUGACUUCCGUAAUGAAGACGUGUGAGAUCAUGCGGCAUCGCAAUAUUUGAGGAACUGUCACGAGCAUUUACAAACAGACCGAAACACUGGAAACAAAACGACGGCGUGCACGGAGAGAACGGCCGAGGACCGCACUCUGUGCGAUCGGAACAUGCACCGCCAGAAAUAAUGAUCUGUCCGUGUUGAGGAAGCUGUCUAGGCAACGCUACGCC